UUCUAAUAGAUCCUAAAUCAUGUCCUAGUACCAAAUCAAAACACUGUUUUUCGAGAUUUGUGUACAUAGGUUGAAGUUCUGCGUGAAGGGAACGAUUUGCAAAAAUGACUAUAUUACAAACAAUGGCAACAUAUGCUACCCUGUGGACUAUAUCAGAUUCGGUGGAACAGAAAUUCAUCAGCAAGAAGGAGCAGAUGGACUAUCAAAAAUCUGUCCGGAUGGUAGCUGUUGGAACUUUUGUUGUAGCACCUCUUGUGUUUUCUUGGAUGUUCAUAGCGGAGAGGAUGUUUCCAGGGCGAACAUUCAGAACUGUGGCAAAGAAGAUGAUAACUGAUCAAGUUGUUUUUGCUCCAUUUGCUAUAACAUCAUUUUAUUUCUCAACUUGUAUGCUUGAAAGAAAGUCCCUCCAACAGUUUCAAGAAGAGUGGCUCAAGAAAUUCCCAGUCACUUACAAGACUGGUGUCAUGUUUUGGCCAUUUGUACAAGCUGCCAACUUCUCACUUGUUCCAUACAAGCACAGGUCUAAAGUAAUUGGUUGUGCAUCUUUUCUAUGGUCGAUGUUCCUUUGCUAUGAGAAAGAACCUUCCAAGGAGGAAGUUAGUCAAGAAGAAAGUUGAUGAUAAAGACAUAUAGAGUUAAUUAAUGUUAAAUGUCAAUAGUACAGAUUUUGAUUCUUAUUUGAUUCUGUGAUAUAAUUUUUCUGCUGUUCUUUUUUUAAUUUCUAAUAUAUACACUUUAUUUAUUAUGAAAUUUUUAACUGAACUAAUGUAUAUAAAACAUUUUUGGAAUUUUUUUUAUAGAUAUAUAUAC
This is a messenger RNA of Saccostrea echinata, 810 nucleotides long. RefSeq names its product mpv17-like protein. Lineage: Eukaryota; Metazoa; Mollusca; Bivalvia; Ostreida; Ostreidae. The coding region runs from base 105 to 617 and encodes 170 amino acids. The record is from RefSeq and is a predicted model, not a curated record. The transcript has 4 exons. Gene Ontology annotation, cellular component: membrane; cytoplasm.